UUUGUGGCCGAAAUCUCAGCGCAGGUAGGUAGACUGCACGGCCAGCCGAACAGCCGAAGCCAUCCAUGGCCCCCAUGUCGGCGUCCGCCACCGUCGCGCCGCUUGCCCCGCCGCCGCCGCCAAAGGCGACAGCCAGGAACCCAGCACGGCGCGCGCCGGCUAACGCCGCGUCCGCGGCAGCCUCUGCGGCCGCCGCCGGCUCGGCCGCGUUGCUGACACUGACGCCGGCCGCGCCCGCCGCGGCGUUGUCCAAGGAGGACGUCACCGGGUCGCUCACCAAGGUGGUGGACACGGUGGACCAGGCCAUCGGCGUCGGUGGCAAGGUAGUUGAGCAGGUCUCGGGCGUGCUCAAGACGCUGGGCGAGGCCGCAAAGCCGGCGCUCCCAGUGCUGAAGAGCGCCACCGACGAGGCCGUCAAGCUCGCCGCGCCGGUUGUCUCUGGCGCCUCAAAGCAAGCCACGGAAGCGCUCCAGGGCGCCGGCGUCGACCCGGCUCCCGUCCUGACCGCCGCUAAGACCGCGGCGGAGCAGAGCACGAAGGUCAUCGACGCAGCCAAGCCCGUCGCCUCGGCGACCGUGGAGACCAUCACGUCGCUGGCCCCCGAGGACUACGUCGUGGCCGCCGGAGCGUCGUUCCUCGCGUACCUCCUCGUGCCGCCGGUCUGGUCGCUGGUCACCUUCAGCCUCCGCGGUUACAAAGGUGACCUGACCCCCGCGCAAGCUCUCGACAAGGUCACCACGCAAGGGUACGUCCUGAUCGACGUGCGGACCGACAAGGACAAGGCCAAAGCCGGCGUGCCGGAGAUGCCCUCGAACGCGAAGAACAAGCUCAUCUCUAUGCCGCUGGAGGAGCUUCCGAGCAAGCUGAAGGGCAUGGUGCGCAACGCGAAGAAAGCCGAGGCGGAGAUCACGGCUCUCAAGAUCUCCUACCUCAAGAGGAUCGGCAAAGGCUCCAACGUCAUCAUCAUGGACUCGUACAACGACGUCUCUAAGACGGUGGCGAAGACGCUGAACGGCGUCGGGUUCAAGAACUGCUGGGUCAUGGCCGGCGGCUUCUCCGGCCGGAAAGGGUGGGCGCAGAGCCGCCUCGGGACGGACUCAUACAACCUCUCCACGGUCGAAGUCGUGACACCGUCGCGGGUGAUCCCUGCUGGCCGGAUUGGGACGACCGCUGGCCGCUUUGGGACCACCUCGACGGCGUCCCGGGCAACUUCUGGCAAGCUUCUUCCCGGCAGCGUAGACUGAUGAGAGGAGCUGAAACAGCUUCAAAGUGUAAAUCCAAUGUUCGUUUCAUUUUGAGGCGCAAGUGUUGGUUCGCGUGCAUUGUUUGACUUGUGAUCUGGUUCAAAGAUCAAGGGAGCACUUACAUGAAUUCUUAUAAGAAAACACACACACAAAUGGACAAAUGAUAAAGAGAUUUGCAGAGCAAA
Molecule: messenger RNA, 1429 nt
Organism: Panicum hallii
Lineage: Eukaryota; Viridiplantae; Streptophyta; Magnoliopsida; Poales; Poaceae
Product: calcium sensing receptor, chloroplastic
Exons: 6
Coding region: 66-1244 (392 amino acids)
Biological process (GO): regulation of stomatal closure; de-etiolation; cellular response to calcium ion
Source: RefSeq, a predicted model, not a curated record